AUGGGGCAGUCUUCGGGAGUGGCUGAAUCAUCUCGCGCUAAGGGGAGUGACAAGGAUACAAAGCGAGCCAAGAGUGGCACGAAAGGGAGUGCUCCUUUGGGCAUUCAAACAAAGAAAACUGAGUUCCUUCGUCGGGGUUCUCCACGUUUGCGAUCAACUAAGUUAUCUAGACACAUCUCGACAGGAGAGGAAGAAAAGAAAAGGCGUUUACGACGUGAUUCAAAGCGCUCAAGAGUGGGAACGACAAGUGAUGAACGUAGGGAUCAGGUUUGGGAACGUCUUACGCGUUUCUCAACAACACGAAAUGGAUCAUGGUUCAUGAUAGGUGAUUUUAAUGAAAUAGCAAGCCACAAUGAGAAAGAGGGUGGCAGAAGAAGAUCUGAUAGCUCUUUCCUACCUUUCAAGCAGAUGCUUAGUGAUUGCGGUAUUCUGGAAUUUCCAUUUACUGGAAAUAUGCUUUCUUGGGUGGGAAAGAGGUCAGGUGGUGCAACGGUUAGGUGCCGGUUAGAUAGAGCGGUGGGGAAUGAAGAUUGGCAUGAGAAAUUCCCACAUACAGCUAGUAAGUAUCUCAGGCUCUGGGGGUCGGACCAUCGUCCGAUCCUAGCAGAUAUUCUAUCUAAACCAGUGAGAAAGAAAAAGAAAUUUAAAUUUGAUAAGCGAUGGUUGGAGAAUGCGGAACUACGCCAAGUAAUCCUUGAGGGCUGGAAAUCAGAGGAUCUUCCACCCUAUGCGAACAUAAUGGAACAUAUUGCUAGUUGUCGUAAAGCUUUGAGUCAAUGGAGGAGACAUGAUAAUGUGAAUUCAGAAAAGCUAGUGGAAGAGCUUAAGGAAAAGGUGGAAGAUCUCUACUCGAAUGAUGAUGCCACUACUGAGGAAAUAGCAGCGGAUCUGAAGGAAUUAUCUAAUGCCCUUAAGGCGGAAGAAAUGUUUUGGAGACAGAAGAGCCGGGUUCUUUGGUUAAGGGAAGGUGAUAGAAAUUCAAAAUACUUCCAUGCGUUGGUGAGACAAAGAAGAGCGAGAAAUAGGAUCACACAACUUUUAGAUGACAAUGGAAAUAUGGUGGAGGACGAGGAAGGAUUAGUAGCCAUUGCUACUAGUUACUUCAGACAAAUUUUCGAGUAUGCCAAUCCGGAGGAUAUAGCAGAGGCGCUGGAAAAUGUCUCCACAAUGAUAAUCGGGCCAAUAAAUGAGGAUCUUACAGCUCCAGUUACUGAAUGGAAAGUUAAAUUAGCGUUGUUCGCCAUGCACCCAGAGAAAGCACCAGGGCUAGACGGGAUGACAGCUCUAUUCUAUCAGAAAUUUUGGGAUAUUGUCAAAGAGGAUUUAACUCGUAUGGUUAAUCAAUUUCUUUUCGACAGAACAAGGGCUCAUGGGCCAAAUGAUACCAAUAUUUGCCUAAUUCCUAAAACGGAGAAGCCCAAUGAAAUGUCUAAGUUCAGACCGAUCAGCCUGUGCAAUGUCAGCUAUAAGAUUAUAUUUAAGGUCUUAUGCCAAAGAUUAAAGAAGGUUCUUCCUCAAAGAAUAUCUGAAACCCAGCCAGCCUUUGUUGCGGGUAGACAGAUAACUGACAAUAUAAUGAUAGCUCAGGAGAUGUUCCAUGCGCUGAGAACUAAACCAGCUGGGAGAGUCAAGAGAAUGGCCAUCAAAACAGAUAUGAGUAAAACAUAUGAUAGAAUGGAAUGGUCUUUCAUCGAGGCGGUUAUGCGGAAGAUGGGUUUCUCAGAGAUUUGGAUUGGCUGGAUUAUGCGAUGCAUCACCUCAGUUAAGUAUAAAGUCCUGAUGAAUGAGGAACCAAGGGGAAAUAUUGUUCCAGGGAUAGAAGUUAUGAAAGUAGUCAGGAAGUAUGGAAAAGCGUCAGGCCAAUGCAUUAAUUUUGAGAAGUCCUCAUUACUCUUUGGUAAGAGGAUCGCGGUGAAUGAUAGACAACAAAUCAAAGACAUUCUCGGGAUUCAGAGUGAAGGGGGAAUGGGAAAGUACCUGGGAAUACCAGAGGAUAUUUGCGGAUCCAAGUGCAGGCUUUUCGCUUUCCUAAAAGAAAAACUAUUACAUCGAGUGAACGGUUGGACAGGUAGAUGGCUAUCGAAAGGAGGAAAGGAAGUUCUGAUCAAAUCUAUUCUCUUAGCUCUUCCCACAUACUAUCCGAAUUCAUUAGUAGCGAGAGUCCUUAAAGGGAAAUAUUACCGCCUCAGUUCGCCCUUGCGAAUUUCUGUGGUGGAUAACCCAUCCUACGUGUGGACGAGUAUUUCAGCAGCGAAGAAGCUUUUGCUUUUGGGUAUUAGGAGUAAAGUGCACUCAGGAUAUGAAAUCAAUGUCUGGCAGGAUCCGUGGACUCCUUCGACGCCAGCUAGGCCGGCCGGUCCUAGGGUACCAGUCGUAAAUCCAAAAAUGCUUGUAAGUAGCCUUAUGAACUCGGAAUCAAAGGAAUGGGACGCUAGGAUACUGGCACAAUAUGUUGAGCAAGAGGAUAUACAGCUGAUUAUGAGUUUAGCCAUAAGCCCAACGCAUCGCAGGGAUUCCUUUUACUGGAGUUACACUAAAAACGGCCAAUACACGGUUAAGUCUGGGUAUUGGGUUGCUACAAAUAUAUUGAAUGCGGAGGAGGAAACUGGAGUUACGGAGGAGGAAACUGAAGUUACACAACCUAGCAUCACUGAACUUCAAGCCUUUGCUUGGAAAGUGAACGCACCUCAGAAAAUUCGCCAUCUUAUAUGGCAAUUAAUUUCGGGACAGGUAGUAGUAACAAGGAACUUAAUACGUCGCAAUCUGCGGUGUGAUAAUUACGGCCCAAGAUGUGGAGAGCCAGAGGAAAAUGUAACCCACACGAUCUUUGAAUGUCCACCAGCGUUACAAGCAUGGGAACUAUCAUCUACGCCGUCAAACUCCCAAACUUUCCCCAUAUCGAGUAUGUACGCCAAUAUGGACUACCUUUUCUGGAGUAAAAAUACAAUUAGAAGGCCAGAAGAUGAUAGAGACCCUUACCCCUGGAUAAUCUGGUACAUAUGGAAGGCAAGGAAUGAUAAGCUAUUCAGGGGAAUUGAUAGGGACCCUUUGGAACUGGUCAGGUACGCUGAGAGUGAAUGUCAGGCUUGGUAUAAUGCUAAGGAGUCUAUACCUAAUCCCCCACAUGCACCAAACACUGAAGUGGUACAAGCCUUAAGCUUGAAUAAUAUGUGUAUGGUGGAUGGCUCUUGGACAUCCACAGAUCUUUUCAGUGGAAUUGGAUGGGAGGCGGGAGACAGCACUACACUCGGAAUUGGAAGCAUUGAAAUGGGCACUGGAAAGCAUGCUUCAACAUUCAAACUGCCAACACUUUGGAACAGAUUGCAAGGACCUGAUAGCCAUGAUAAAGGAACCCCAAGCCUGGUAGGAAUGCUCGAUCUUUUCAUAGAUCUCUUUGUUUUAUUGGUUGUUCUAUUCCGGUCUGGUUACCCAGACUACCUCAUGUUUGAGUAA
Messenger RNA from Brassica napus (rape), 3453 nucleotides. RefSeq lists its product as uncharacterized. The coding region runs from base 1 to 3453 and encodes 1150 amino acids. Gene Ontology annotation, molecular function: catalytic activity. The transcript has 6 exons. The record is from RefSeq and is a predicted model, not a curated record. NCBI's taxonomy places the organism in Eukaryota, Viridiplantae, Streptophyta, Magnoliopsida, Brassicales, Brassicaceae.